This is a messenger RNA of Schizosaccharomyces cryophilus OY26, 2109 nucleotides long. RefSeq names its product urease accessory protein UreD. Bases 977 to 1849 code for a protein of 290 amino acids. The transcript has a single exon. Gene Ontology annotation, molecular function: nickel cation binding. NCBI's taxonomy places the organism in Eukaryota, Fungi, Ascomycota, Schizosaccharomycetes, Schizosaccharomycetales, Schizosaccharomycetaceae. The record is from RefSeq and is a predicted model, not a curated record.
CGGACGGGAACUGGUGUUUUCGCCUAGGUGUGGCCGUAGACAUUCUCGAAGUUAUUAUAAGAUAAAUAAAGAGAUUUUGUAGUAGAUUAAGGAGACUUUUGAUGACUUUUGUAUGGUUCUCUAAAGGGUCAUUGGAAAAGUUUGGACUACAAUUUCCGAACUUCAGCACUAAGCCGUACUAAUGCAGUUGACAGUUAUCCAUGGUUUGUAGGAUUUCAAACUUGGAAUGUUGUUUUUUUCUUGAGCUGUGUUCAUCCAUAUUGGCUUGAAGGAAUGACAGCUAUCUGGCAAGUAACAAUAACAAAGAACAAUUCAAGUAACUAUGUUUCGCUAGCAAGGAAGAAAUUAAUGAGAAUAAAAGCGACUUCCUUUUCUUAUUAAGGUACGGGUGAUUUUACGCUUUUAUUACUUUAUACGUGUCAAUUGUGAGCUGUCAAAACCGCUAUCAUUUCAUAUAGUAAUUAUCCUACUUAAGCACGUUUGCCUGUGUACCUCUUAACCUUGGUAGCAAGAUUAUAUAUGAUUCAAAGCAGCAGUAGCAUUUAGCUCUCUUUAUAAUCCUUGACUGGACCGCCCAAAUGUACCCUUCUACUGGGAUUAUCUAGUCUUUAUUGCGGUCAUUUUCAUAAGUCGCAUUUCUCUUCUUGAACCAUGCAUUGCUCUUAAAAAUUUUUUUUCUUUUCCAAAUUAUUGUUCAUUCUGUUUAAAAAAGUAACUCUUAUUACCUCCAUGUAAAUUACUCUUCACUGUUAAUUUGUUUAUUUACACUGAAUAAAACUAAAUUGAAAUUGGUAAGAAAAAGCCGCCAAAGCAACAUCAAUUCAUCAUGCCUAUGACGGAUGAAAUAAUUUGUUUUAGUCAACUUUCUGCGAAAAUUGAUUUAAGCUUUAUAAAAUAUAGAUAACAUCUUUGAUAUUGUCUUUGAUAACGAAUUCUUUGGUAUGUGGUUUCCUUGAAAAUUCGUCCUGAACCAGAGAUGGCUGCUAAAGAAGGUGAAUUUCGGGUGGAAUGCGUCAAUAAUGUUCACUAUGUUACCCACUUGUUCUGUAAAUAUCCUUUAAAGCUACUCUCUCUAAACACGAAGCUGGAUUUUGCAAUUCUUUAUGUUCUGAGCUAUGGAGGUGGACUUGUAUCUGGGGAUCAGGUUGCUUUGAAAAUCCAUUUAGGAAAAGAUGCUACGUUAUGCAUUCAAACUCAAGGAAGCACCAAAGUUUACAAGGAGACGCGAGUAGGCAGAAUUACUCGUCAACUCAUGGAUGUGCAUGUUUCAGCGAAUGCCACAUGUCUGUUGCUACAAGAUCCUGUUCAACCAUUUGGAUCUAGUAAUUACAUGCAAACACAAAAUUUUGUCCUUGAAGACACCACUUCUUCGUUGGCACUAUUGGAUUGGACUAUUCAGGGUCGAAGUCAUAUGGGAGAACGCUGGACAAUGAAGUCGUAUAUCUCUAAAAAUAUCAUUAAAAGAGGAUUUGAUGAGGAAGGAAAUCUAUCUGUUCUUUUGCGCGACACAUUACAGCUAAUAAAUGAGCCAACUCUUCAUAUUGGCAGUAAAGCUGAUCGUAUGAACAAUUUUGAAUGCGCCGGCAGUCUUUACCUUGUAGGGCCAAAGUUUGAAGAAGCAAAGAAAGGAAUUUUAAACCACUACAGAAAUAAGGAAAGCCGAAUGGGGAAAACUACUAGCUUACUUGAGCAAAAUAAUACUUUUUGGACAGCCUGCGAGCUUCGCUCAGUCACUAUCAUUAAGUUUGCAUCCUAUUCUACAGAAAAAGCUCGAGAAUUUCUUCUUCACCUAUUCGGAGAUUUUGCACCUGAGAUUCAUCGUGAAGCCCUUCGCGCUUUCUGGUAUUAGAUUUUGCACAUGUGUAGCCUUCAUAAUGCCUCCUUUUGUCACUUCAUACAACCAUACAAGAUUUUCAUUCAUGACGAACGAAUACCCUUAUGUAAAUAAUGCUAAUAUUCUAAACACCUAAUCAUUUUACGACAGUGAUGCUUUCAAAUCAAUGGGUGCAUUUGCAAGUAAUUAAAUUGCUUCAAGUAUUCAGGCUUACAACGAUGUAAUAUGUUUCUACAGAUCAAUUAACUGGUAUCGGAAGGUAAAAUGUAAACGGC